Molecule: messenger RNA, 2784 nt
Organism: Tricharina praecox
Lineage: Eukaryota; Fungi; Ascomycota; Pezizomycetes; Pezizales; Pyronemataceae
Product: Centromere/kinetochore Zw10-domain-containing protein
Exons: 4
Coding region: 51-2672 (873 amino acids)
Biological process (GO): mitotic spindle assembly checkpoint signaling; endoplasmic reticulum to Golgi vesicle-mediated transport
Cellular component (GO): RZZ complex
Source: RefSeq, a predicted model, not a curated record
CUCCACCUCGUUCAAGCCGCCAUUCACAAACAGCUCACCGAUUCACUGCAAUGGUUCCCUCACCAGAUCCGGCCACACUGGCGGAUGUAAUACUACGCUCGGCUACGGAAGGAUAUUACCCCGAUUCUGAAGAGAUCGCUGCCGCGAACUUGACGAGCGUGCACCUCCCCACUAUCCUCGAGAGCCUGAAUGCUGCGAAAGAUGAUAUCAAGGAACAAGUGCGCACUAUCAGUCGUGACAAUGCCACCUCGAUCGAUUCCUGGAUCACACAGGCACGGCAGCUACAUCUGGAUGUUGAAGCUUCAAAAGCGCAAGCGGACCAGAUACUGAAGCUUGACGAGGAAGAAAAGGCUCUUGCACAAGCAGUAGGCGAUGCCGAGACACAUCAGCGUUUCCUGGAAGCGGAGAUCCAAUUCAACGAAACCCUUGCGAGCGUGCUUGGAAAGUUACAACUUAUCGGCACGACAUUAGCGCAGGUCGAUAUUGCGAUUGGUCGUGGCGAGCUUGGAGCGGCUGUGGGGAUUCUCAAUGGCGCCGAGGACGCGCUGGAGAGGCUUCGGGGUUUCGACGACAUCAUUGUUGCCGGUCUCAUGAAGGAGAAGGCAAGGCUGCUACGGAAAGCUCUACUGGAGACGGUGGAGCGGACUUGGAGCGGGCUUGUGAAUGUGGACAAGGAUAGCGGGACUGUUGUGGUCAGGAAAUCGGCCAAUGUCUUAUCGACUGAAUUUGAGUCUGAAGAGGUGGUCGAGGCGCUCGACAUACUUGGACUCUUGAAGGACAAGAUUGACCAUUUUCACCAGCAAAUUGAUCGCGUCCUCAUCGUCCCACGUCUUGAGACGCAACAAGGCCGUAUUCCCAAUGUCGCGGUGGAUGGCGAUGCUAUCCGGAUCGCCGGGCAAGACAACGACCUCAGCGCAGCCAGACUAUUCUCCGACCUACGACUUAUAAUAGACUUUCUAAACACCCAACUUCCGUCGGCAGUGAUGUCGAAUCUUUCCCGAACGUUAAUUCCCAGCCUCAUAAGCCGUCUAAUCUCUACAAGACUGUCCUCUUCAGUGCCGCCAUCACUGGAGAAUCUUCCUGCAUUUGAGGAGUUACUGAAAGAGACGAAGCGAUUCGAAGACGGACUGCAUGAUGCAAAUUUGACACGCGAACGAGAGUUGAGCGAUUGGGUGGAACGGGCUCCUAAAGUAUGGCUGGCAAAACGGAGGGAGUCAUGUCUGGAUGCCGCAAGGAAAGUGAUGGCGAGUGGGGUUGGCGAAGUUGAGCAGGUCGAGAGGUCAGAGACACAAACAAUAGACGCCGAGGAUGGGCAAGGAGCGCUGGUGGCUGGCGUUGCCGAUAUCAGCGGAGCAGAGGAUUGGAACGCAGCGUGGAAUGAAGAAGAGGACAAUGUUGCUUCCGACGAGCAACCCAAACAGGAGACACUUAAGCGCGAGCUAGAGAAACCAGUAGAUCACACUGGAUUUAUAGAAGAGGAUGACGAUGAUGGUGCGAACGGCUGGGGCUUGGAUGAAGAUUUAGGCUUGGAUGAUCAUGACGAGCCACCAAAAGAAACAGAGCUUACGUCGAAAUCGGAGGAACCUACUCUCGAAUUCUCGACGCCCCAGGAACAGGAUGAUGAUAUUGGCUGGGGUUCUUGGGCGGAUGAUGCUGACGGAGACGACCGAGAAGACCACGACCCUGUGCCAGUCUCCUCCGGAGCCCCCAAGCAUUCUAGGAAGCCUUCGGUCCAAGCAUCUGCAUCGAGCCACGUCAACAAAACUUCCGCUCCUAAGGAUAUUACCCUCACAGAAACCUACACGAUUACCUCCACCCCCCGUGCCCUUCUUUCCCUCAUCACGAGCCUCCUUUCCGAAGCCACCCAGCUCGAAAAUAAUCCGCAGUACAAGUCCUCUUCCAUCGCUUCUGCAGCAUCAGGAAUUCUCACCGUUCCAACACUCGUCUUGGCCAUCUUCCGCGCUCUGGCUCCACUGUACUACGCGGUUGAUCUGAAAUCAAACAUGUACCUCUACAACGACUGCACAUUUCUGUCGUCAGAACUACCGCCGGAAGUCAAUGAGAGGGAUGUGUCCCAGAUUGUAACUUUUGGCAAGCGGCAGUACUCGCACGAGAUGGAAGCACAGAGAACGAUACUCAACGACUAUCUCGAUGGUUCCCAGGGCUUUGUCUCAUGUGACGAUCCACUGCAACGGCAAGAAUGCAACCGAGCAGUAGCGGCCACCACGUCCCGGCUUCGCGAAAUCUACAACGCUUGGAAGACAGUGCUCUCGAAAUCGGCGCUGUAUCAGUCUAUGGGCUCGCUCCUCAACGCGGUCAUCACGAAACUAAUCAACGACAUCGAGGACCUCAGCGACAUCUCGGAACCGGAGAGUGUGGCUCUUGCGGCAUACUGCGCCGAUCUCGGAUCACUCGGCGAAGAGCUGUUUCCGGGGAGGAAUCCAGGGACGCCGCCUAUAACGGCUAUCUAUUGUGGCAAUUGGGUCAAAUUUCGAUAUCUUGAGCAGCUUUUGCAGAGCUCCCUAGCUGAUAUCAUGAUGCUGGCUAGCGAGGGAUGUCUGAAAGACUUCGAGGAGGAGGAAGUAGUGGAGUUGAUCCGGGCAUUGUUCGCCGACACUGAAGUGAGGGGCCGGUGCAUUGAGGAUAUCAGGCGCCAGGGGUUGUUGCACUGAGCUGGAAUGGAGCUGUGUUUGUGCUUUGAAAUGUUGUGAAUAAUAAUACGAGGUGAAGAGAUUAGCUGCUGCUCCCUCGAGCUCCGGCCAUAAAUUUACAUGCCAAGGCCGC